AUGGCCGCCAUGAAGACGCUUACUAUAAACACUACUGACUUGACAUCCUCUUCAGUUCCGUUUCCUGUUUAUUACGAACCCGAAGAUAUCUUUGGACCAUCAAUUGAACCAGAACCAAAACAUUUCGAGCCGCCCAACAUGAUGGCAGGAGAUCGCCCGGUCAACAAGCUGGUAGAUUCAAUAUCAAGAACUCCAGGUCGAUUGCCCUCACCUCAACCUACACAUUUCGGUGGCCAUGAUGUGCCAUACAAGAACGGCAAUGGCAAUGGCCAUCGAGUCCUGCGAUCUGCCACCGUUGGCUACAUUGCACCCGAAUUCAAGGGAAAGAAAGCACAGAAGAUAGAAGUGAAGGCCAAGCUAGAGGCUGGCAAUUGGAUACCAUCUUCCCUCAUUGAUCAGCAAAUUGACUGGUUCUACAACGACUUGGGUAUCGAUGAUGUCUAUUUCCAGACAGAAAGCGUAUCUGCAAUCGUUUCCAACAUCACUUCUCUCUAUGCCGCUAAAAUUGCAGCUUUUGCGCGCGAAGACAAGCAGCAAGAAAUUCGAUUGGAUAUGGAAGCUGCAGACCACGCCAUCUACAUUGACACAAGUGAACCUGGUGUCAGUAAGAUUGACGGGCCUCGUUAUGAACGCAGACUGGAGAGCAAGUACCUCGACGCAUCAGCGUCAGGAAACAACGUAUAUCGAGUGGAAACCUUCAGAUCCCCAACCAAUUUGGCUGGCACGGUAGAGGCGAAGAGCACCAUGCGAUGUUAUUUCGUCUACCAAUGUCAAUUUGUCGAGCCUAAUGCUGAUCCGAAAGAGACCAGGCUUGAGGUUAUUGGAGAUCAGAUGUUCCUCGCUAAAGCCACAAGCAACACCAAGCAAAUCUAUCAAGAAAUCAUCGAAACCGCAGUCCAACGAAAUGGGCCUGUCAUUGAAUACUUCGACAUUGAAAACUCCAAAGAGGUCAGACUCGUCGUUGCUUUCCGUCGCAAAACUGCUACUGGCAUGUUUACUGCUUUGUCGGAUCUCUAUCACUACUAUGGGGUCACCUCUUCCAGAAAAUAUGUCGAGCAGUUCUCGAAUGGCAUCUGUGUUAUUUGUUUGUAUCUCAAACCCGCCAAUAUCGUGGAUUCGCCCCCUCUUGAUCAAUCCAUCCACCAAAUCACCAAGGAAAUCUCGCUGCUCUACUGCAUUCCUCGCAACAAAUUCCAAGCACUCUUUGUCGGCGGUGGAUUGAGCUUGCAGGAGACUGUCUAUGCUCACUGCCUUUGGGUGUUUGUUCAACAUUUCUUGAAUCGACUCGGAUCGGAGUACUCAUCGCUUGUGUCGGCGUUGGAUUCGACCAACAGUCUCCACGUAGAGAUCCUCUCCAAAAUCAAACGUCGUUUGAGAACAGAGACAUUCACUUCUGCGUACAUCGCUGAGAUUAUCAACUCGCAGCCCCAAUUGGUGCGAUCGCUUUACGCAUCAUUUGCCAGCACCCAUCUAGCUUUUGGUCCUGGCUUCGAGGAUGACUUCAUCCCACCAACUCCUUCGGCGGAGGUCUUGACCGACAAUCAACUCAAGGAGCUCAUUGCAAGAACCGUUGCCAACGAGCAUGAGGAAAUGGUCAUGAACGCUUUCAGAAUCUUCAACAACUCACUCCUGAAGACCAACUUCUACACACCCACAAAGGUUGCUCUUAGCUUCCGGCUUAACCCUUCCUUCUUACCAGAACUUGAAUAUCCUCAACCACUUUUUGGUAUGUUCUUGGUCAUCAGCUCCGAAUCUCGAGGUUUCCACUUGCGCUUUAGAGAUAUUGCUCGAGGUGGAAUCCGUAUUGUCAAAUCGCGCAACAAGGAGGCGUACGGCAUUAACGCUCGCCGCAUGUUUGACGAAAACUAUGGUCUCGCCAACACCCAACAGCGCAAGAACAAGGACAUUCCAGAAGGUGGAUCCAAGGGUGUCAUUCUGCUUGACGCUGCUCACCAAGACAAAGGUUCAGUCGCUUUCGAAAAGUAUAUUGACAGUAUCAUGGAUCUGCUCCUUCCACCCACUUCUCCUGGUAUCAAGAACCCUAUCGUCGAUUUGUAUGGAAAGCAAGAAAUUCUUUUCAUGGGUCCCGAUGAGAACACUGCCGAUCUUGUCGAUUGGGCGACCAAACACGCACGAAGCCGAUCUGCGCCAUGGUGGAAAUCAUUCUUCACUGGCAAAUCGCCUAAGCUCGGUGGUAUUCCCCACGAUGCUUAUGGUAUGACUACGCUCUCCGUCCGCGAGUAUGUCAAGGGUAUCUACCGAAAGCUUGAGUUGGAUCCAAGCAAAGUCAGAAAGAUGCAGACUGGUGGACCAGAUGGUGAUCUAGGAAGCAAUGAAAUCUUGCUUAGCAAUGAAAAAUACACCUCUCUCAUCGAUGGCUCUGGUGUUCUUGUGGAUCCUCACGGAAUCAAUCACGAAGAGCUUAUCCGUCUUGCUAAGAAGCGAGCUAUGAUUUCUGAAUUCGAUAUCACCAAGCUUUCGAAAGCUGGAUAUCGCGUCCUCGUUGAUGAUAUCAAUGUCAAGCUUCCUAACGGAGAGGUCGUCAACAACGGCACCGUUUUCCGCAACACCUUUCACCUUCGUGAAACUGGCUUGACAGAUUCCUUCGUUCCUUGCGGUGGUCGUCCAGAGUCGAUCGAUUUGGCCAGUGUCAGCAAGCUCAUCAAGAACGGAAAAUCUACAAUUCCUUAUAUCGUGGAAGGAGCAAAUCUCUUCAUUACACAAGAUGCCAAGCUUCGUCUUGAGGCUGCUGGAUGCAUUCUUUUCAAGGAUGCCAGUGCCAACAAAGGAGGUGUUACUUCAUCUUCUCUCGAGGUUCUCGCAAGUUUGAGUUUCGAUGAUGCAGGUUUUCUUGAGCAUAUGUGCGUUGGUAGUGAUGGCCAAACACCAGAAUUCUACAAGGCUUAUGUCAAAGGUGUUCAAGAGAUCAUCAAGGAGAACGCUCGACUUGAAUUCGAAGCCAUCUGGAAAGAGCACAAAGCCACCAAGAUUCCACGAAGCACACUUUCAGAUACUCUCAGUAUCGCCAUCACUAAGCUCGACGAGGAACUUCAAAAGACGGAUCUUUGGAAGAACGAGACACUUCGCCGAUCUGUACUCCAAGAUGCCCUUCCUAAGCUUCUGCUUGAGAAGAUUGGUCUGGAUCUGAUUAUCAAGCGUGUCCCUGAUAACUACCUUCGUGCUAUCUUUGGCUCGUAUCUUGCAUCCCGUUUUGUCUACCAAUUCGGCAGUGCGCCUAGUCAAUUCGCUUUCUUUAACUUCAUGUCUGACCGCAUGAAGAAAAUCCAACAAUAG
Molecule: messenger RNA, 3294 nt
Organism: Glarea lozoyensis ATCC 20868
Lineage: Eukaryota; Fungi; Ascomycota; Leotiomycetes; Helotiales; Helotiaceae
Product: NAD(P)-binding Rossmann-fold containing protein
Exons: 4
Coding region: 1-3294 (1097 amino acids)
Cellular component (GO): mitochondrion
Molecular function (GO): L-glutamate dehydrogenase (NAD+) activity
Source: RefSeq, a predicted model, not a curated record